AUGGACGUUUUGGAGGACAAGCUGAAGGGUUUGUCCCUUGCCCAGCGGUCCCAUCAGAACGGGUCCAUCUACCUGCUCCAUGGCGCCCUGCAGCCCGGCGGCUUCCUGGCAGUGUCCUGCUCUGAUCGCACCAUCCGUCUGCAGGACAGGACAACUCUGGACCUGCUGGGGGAGUACCGGGGCCAUGCCGGGCCUCUCUGCGGUCUCACCUUCGCUCACACCUCUUCUGACCUGCUGUACUCCGGCUCCACUGAUGGGACGGUGCGAGCGUGGGACGUGCGGUGCCCCGGGACAGAGGCGGUCCAGAUGUUCAGAGGCGACCCAUCUCACAGUUUCUGCAGCUUGGACCUGAACUGCAGCGACUCACUCCUGUGUGCCGGCACCGAGCAGGUGGACAGAGAGGACAGCUUCCUGGUCUUCUGGGACUGCAGAAAGGCUGGCCGUGGGCUCCUCGGGGUGUUCUCUGAGUCACACAGUGAUGACAUCACACAGGUGCGCUUCCAUCCACAGGACAGGGACCGCCUGGCCUCAGGCUCCACAGACGGCCUGGUGAACGUGUUCGACCUGAGCCAGGGAGGGGAGGAGGAGGCGCUGCUGCUCACCUGUAACAGCGACUCGUCGGCAGGUGUGGUGUGCUGGUCCGGACCGGACUCCACCCAGCUGCUGUGUCUGAGCCACGACGAGGGGCUGCACCUGUGGGAUGUGGAUCAGGUGGACUCGGACCAGCCCCUUACCAUCUUCAGCUGCUCUGACGCUCGCAGGCUGACGCCACUAGCUGAUAAGGGAAGCGUGGAUUACCUGGUGGGGGGGAUGUGGCUGGAAGAGGCUCAGACCCUGCUGGUGGUGGGGGGGAGCAGCAGUGGGGACCUCCACCUGAUGGGCUGCGACAGCGGGGGGCUUAGUCUGCUGAGCAGUUUGGAGGGCGGCCACACCUCCACGGUGCGCUGCUUCUUGUGGGACGCAGCCGGGGGGUCCCUGAUCACCGGGGGUGAGGACGCUCAGCUGUUGCUAUGGAAACCAGGAGGGAAGCAGCUCUUCGAUGGGAAAAGUCAGCCGAUGAAGAUCGAUUCUGCUCUGAAAGUGAAAUCCAGACCUCACAGAAAACACAAAUACCAGAGAGAGAAGAAGUAGGCGUGGCCUGUGGAGGCGGAGCCAAUAUCCGAGUUUUAUUUGACAGGAAACGCAGUCACCGCACGAGCUAAAAGAGUUAACUGUGAGGUUGACUCAUUUUACGAGGUUUUAAUGAAGUGUGUCUUUAGUCCAUGAUCCUUACAGCAGUCUGUGACAGAGAGUGGAACUUAAAUGGGUUCUUCCAGGUCAGUACCAGAACCAGGAGCUGUGGGAUCAGUGAACCUGGCAGGUGACAAACAGACUUUGACAGUUAAAUCAGAAAGCACUGAUUACAUUUUUCAGGUAGAGAGAAGGCAUAUGAUGACAGAACCGGGUCAGACAUACGACCUUCACUCAUCACCCCCAGAAUUUAAAUAUGAGAGUUCAGUAUAAACUUGUUCUGGUCAGUUUGUGCCUCAGCCUCAUGAUGAAGCACAGAAAGAACCAACAUGAAUAAUUUCAUUGUUUUACAAACGACUGCACGUCUGCACCGAGCUGCAGCUGUGAACUUGAAGCCCGAGCUGUUGGUUUCCAUCGUGAGUCUGCAGCCG
Nematolebias whitei (Rio pearlfish) is the source of this 1661-nucleotide messenger RNA. RefSeq names its product WD repeat domain 89 (gene wdr89). Lineage: Eukaryota; Metazoa; Chordata; Actinopteri; Cyprinodontiformes; Rivulidae. Gene Ontology annotation, molecular function: protein binding. The transcript has a single exon. The coding region runs from base 1 to 1131 and encodes 376 amino acids. The record is from RefSeq and is a predicted model, not a curated record.